ACGAAUUUCCCUCAGACCACAAUACAGUGUUGACCGUUGUGAAAACAGUUACUUCAAUAAUUUUACGAUAAAUUUAUAAAACUCACGUUGAUUUUGGAAAUAAUUAAAAAAUGCUUAAAAUGUACACGUUUUCUAUUGUCAUUUUGACAUUCUUAGCGCUAAUAGACGUCGAAGCCGCGCCGUCCAAGUAUACCACUAAGUUUGAUAAUAUAAACACUGACGAUAUACUUAACAACGAUCGUUUGCUCAAUAACUACUUCAAAUGUCUUAUGGAUCAAGGCAAGUGUACUCCCGAGGGCGAGGAACUGAAAAAAUGGAUACCUGACGCAAUCGAUAAUGAUUGCAAAGAUUGUUCUGAAAAGCAAAGAAAAGAAGCGGAAAAAGUUAUUAAAUUCUUACAUGAUAAGAAAGACACAAUGUGGAAACAGUUAGAAGAAAAGUAUGACCCCACUGGUAAAUAUAGAGAGAAGUAUCAAAAAGAUGCCGAAAGACUUGAAAUUAAAGUUUAAAUAAGACAAUUUUUUCUAUUAAACAUGGAAUGAAUAUUCAAUUUUUUUACUUAUAUAAUUAUAUAAUAUUAUAAUAAACAAAAUAUGUUAUCAUUUAUACAAAAUCAAAAAAGUAAUAUUCAUAUUUAUACACUUAUAGUUAACGUGAUGUGUGUUGAUUUUUAAUUAUAUUGUUAUUUUAAUCAUUUUAA
Molecule: messenger RNA, 700 nt
Organism: Daktulosphaira vitifoliae (grape phylloxera)
Lineage: Eukaryota; Metazoa; Arthropoda; Insecta; Hemiptera; Phylloxeridae
Product: ejaculatory bulb-specific protein 3-like
Exons: 2
Coding region: 111-509 (132 amino acids)
Source: RefSeq, a predicted model, not a curated record